CUUUCUACCGGAAAGAGUUUCGCUGAAGUGGGGGGAGGAGCCCAAAGAGGAUUGUGGGAGAGAGGCUCUUCCUUUCCGUCUGGCCGCAGCCAUCAGGUAAACCAAGAUGGGCGCUUACAAGUACAUCCAGGAGCUAUGGAGGAAGAAGCAGUCCGAUGUAAUGCGCUUUCUCCUCCGGGUGCGCUGCUGGCAGUACCGCCAGCUCUCUGCGCUCCACAGGGCCCCCCGCCCCACCCGGCCCGACAAAGCGCGCAGGCUGGGCUACAAGGCCAAGCAAGGUUAUGUCAUCUAUCGGAUUCGUGUUCGCCGUGGUGGCCGCAAACGCCCUGUUCCUAAGGGUGCCACCUACGGCAAGCCUGUCCAUCACGGCGUUAACCAGCUGAAGUUUGCUCGAAGUCUUCAGUCUGUUGCCGAAGAGCGAGCUGGACGCCACUGUGGGGCUCUGAGAGUCCUGAAUUCUUACUGGGUUGGUGAAGAUUCCACGUACAAAUUCUUUGAGGUUAUCCUCAUUGAUCCAUUCCAUAAAGCUAUCAGAAGAAAUCCUGACACUCAAUGGAUCACCAAACCAGUCCACAAGCACAGGGAGAUGCGAGGGCUGACAUCUGCGGGCCGCAAGAGCCGUGGCCUUGGGAAGGGCCACAAGUUCCACCACACUAUUGGUGGUUCUCGCCGUGCAGCUUGUAGAAGGCGCAAUACUCUCCAGCUCCACUGUUACCGCUAAUAUAAGUAAUGUUUGUAAAAUUCUUACCUAAUAAACAAUUUAGGACAGUCAUGUCUGCUUAAAAGUGUUCUUUAAUUUGUUAAAACUAGUCUGCAGAAUGUCUUAUGAAUGCAUUGUCACAUUAUAAAAGUUAAAGUGCAAUAAUGUUUGAACACUAUAAAUGGUGGUGUGUCGCGUUACUCAUAAGAUAGACGCUUUUGGCUUUAUGUCAGCGAUUUUCAACCUUUUUCAUCUCAUGGCACACAUGAACUAAUUACUAAAAUUCUGCAGCACACCAAAAAGUAAUGUUUUGCCAAUCUGACCAAAAAUAGGUAUUUUGAUCCAUUCUUUUUUAACUUGACAAUCUAAGGGGGCUAGAGGUCAGUCCCCCUGACUAGUCAGGUACUGCAUGUUUUAAAAAUUGUGUCCCACCAGUGUGCCACAGUAUACUGAUUGAAAAUCGCUGCUUUAUAUUAGGGAGUUUCAUAUGUCAGUGUUCGGUAUAGGUGUAAAAUUCUGUGAGAGUGCAAAACUAGCCAGUAGAUUUGUUGGUGCAUGUGAUGAAACCUACAGCUUUAUUAGGGUAAUGCAAUGCUCUGCUUGUUUACUCUCAAGGGGCUGUUUGAAUUUUGCUUGGAAAUGUGAAAGAUAACCUAAUCCAUUCUCAUGGUCCUGUGCAGAAAAAUGAAAGUUAAGUAGGGGGUUCACAUUUUUUAGAUUAACCCAGUAAACCGCUGCUUCUGAAAGAAGAAAAGUUUAAAAGAAUGCCACCAUUUUUUAGAAGAAUUGAAUGAUCCUAUUGAAAGAGGGUUCUCUUAAAAUUAAACAUCCUAGUUUACCUAAACAAAACUGGCUUGGUCUCCAUAGUACCACUCACUUUCACAUCAAAAGCUAGAAGCCCUGAUUCAAUCCCAUGACUGAAUUUCAUGCAAAGUAGUAAUAGUAAUUACGUUGGUGUGUAUUGAAACUGAUGGAAAUUGAACAAAUGAGAAGAGAAUUAACUUUAAGGUAUGUUGUGUUAUAACUAUUAUGAACCCGUUAGCCACCUUACGGAGGGAGGGAAAUACAAUUGACUUUAUUUAAGGGUACUUUGCUUAGUCCAUAAGUCAUCUUGGGCCAACCCACUAUAU
Molecule: messenger RNA, 1830 nt
Organism: Eptesicus fuscus (big brown bat)
Lineage: Eukaryota; Metazoa; Chordata; Mammalia; Chiroptera; Vespertilionidae
Gene: RPL15
Product: ribosomal protein L15
Exons: 4
Coding region: 107-721 (204 amino acids)
Biological process (GO): cytoplasmic translation
Cellular component (GO): ribosome; cytosolic large ribosomal subunit
Molecular function (GO): structural constituent of ribosome; RNA binding
Source: RefSeq, a predicted model, not a curated record